GGACCGAAUCGUCCCGUCUCCUCCUGUCUCGUGCGCGAGCGGGCCCAGGUCCGUCUUCUCCACCGCGGAUGAUCAGCUGGCUGGUGCCGCACUGGUGUGGAUAUCCGACCAAGUUUAACAGCUUCUGCUAAGGCAUUUCCUUGUGAGUCUUCGGCAUGGCAAUCCGCUUCUUGGGCAGUCAGUCUCUAUCUCCAGCAUGGGAGCACCAGAAGCUGUCCUCAGCCUUUGGUCGAUCACAACGCCCUCAUCCCUCCUUGGGAUGAGUUGUAGCUCGAUCGGAUUGGUGCGGAGCAGCGAUCGGCCGUCAGAGAUGCAGCAGCCUGCUCGCUGUUCGGGCCAACAUGAGCAGUCAGACAGAGUGUAUGCGCUGGGCCACCACUCCUUCAGCAGAAGAGCAUUCCGUCCGCUUUGCCAUUGCCGAAACUCUUCAGGGAAUGCCCUCCAACGCUCCCGUGAAAAUCUUCGGGAGAAAACCGCUCAACUUAAGCCACGACAGCCGGGAGUUCCCAGCCAAAUUCUGCGUGCCAGUGACACCUUACUCCAGGGACCCGGCCGAUAGCCUAUCAACGAUGAGAUUCGCGAAGUGACUGCCGGGUCAGUUGGAGGGAGGGAAUUUUCCCGUUUCUGACCACAAAGCGGAUACCGCGCCAACAGAUUCCCAUCAACGUCUCCAAUGACAGCCGCCAGCUACCACCCUCAAUUCGUCAAGGCAUGGGAUGCCAUCCCAUCUCUAGUACCAGAAUCCAGGAACUUGUAUGCGGUCGACGACUUUGUCAGUCAUCCUGUGGAUAAGGUCGCUGCAUCUUGCAAUGCCCAGUUGGCGAUCGUUCCAAGGAAACGGCGUUGAGAAAAGAGGCAUUUUUGGCGGGAAUAGGACAAAGCUCCUGCGUAGACUUGAGCCGGUC
Molecule: messenger RNA, 905 nt
Organism: Colletotrichum phormii
Lineage: Eukaryota; Fungi; Ascomycota; Sordariomycetes; Glomerellales; Glomerellaceae
Exons: 2
Coding region: 197-559 (120 amino acids)
Source: RefSeq, a predicted model, not a curated record